Molecule: messenger RNA, 1692 nt
Organism: Trichoderma breve
Lineage: Eukaryota; Fungi; Ascomycota; Sordariomycetes; Hypocreales; Hypocreaceae
Product: beta-L-arabinofuranosidase
Exons: 5
Coding region: 1-1692 (563 amino acids)
Biological process (GO): carbohydrate metabolic process
Source: RefSeq, a predicted model, not a curated record
AUGAUCAGAUCUGCUCAGCAAGAGGAUGGAUAUCUGAAUAUCCAUUUUACGGUCGUUGAUCCCAAGGGGCGAUUCACCAAUCUGAGGGAUCUUCACGAGUUAUACAAUGCGGGACAUUUGAUCGAAGCUGCGCUCGCGCACCAAGAUUACUACGGAAACGACUUGUUGCUACAACCAAUCCUCGAAUACGUCGACUUGUUAUGCAAAACCUUUGGCCCGGGCUCAGAUCAGAAGCAUGGCUAUCCCGGUCAUCCAGAGAUUGAGCUUGCUCUCCUCCGUCUUUUCGAGAAGACGAAAGAUCCUCGACAUCGAGCAUUGGCGCAGUAUUUCAUCGAGGAACGUGGAAACCCUCACGGACAAGACGGUCGUCAUUAUUACGAUGUGGAAGCAGAACUCCGGGGAGAGGGCGAGCACGAACGCCCCGCCUACUGGACAGAAGAAAGAAGUUUCUGGUAUCAACAAGCCCAUAAGCCGAUUAUCGAACAAGAAACAAUCGAGGGGCACAGUGUGCGAGCAAUGUAUCUUCUGACAGCCGUAGCUGACCUCGUCCGGAUUGACAAUACGGGUAACACGGGCGCCCUACGGAAUGCGCUGGCCCGCCUAUGGACCAACAUGGUGGACAAGAAAAUGUAUCUAACGGGAGGAAUUGGCGCGAUGAAACAAUGGGAAGGGUUCGGAAUCGACUAUUUUCUGCCCUCUGGUACUGAUGAGGGUGGAUGCUAUGCUGAGACGUGUGCCGGAAUUGGCGUCAUGAUGCUUGCCGAGCGAAUGCUUCAACUGAAUCUGGAUGUCAAGUUCGCCGAUGUGAUGGAACUAUGCUUCUACAAUGCUGUGCUGACUGGUAUGUCAGCGAAUGGAAAGCAGUUUACUUAUGUCAACCAGUUAGCAUCUACGGACACGGAUCUGUCGAAACGCGCGGAGUGGUUUACAUGUGCUUGCUGCCCUCCAAAUAUGGCCCGGCUUCUGGGCUACAUCGGAGGUUACUUGUGGUCUCAGAAAGCUGACGAAAAGAAUAAAUCGGUUGAAGUUGCCGUGCAUUUGUACUCUUCGGCAAUCAUCAAGAUUCCCACUGGCGAUACUACCGUGGAACUGGAGCAGAAGUCCAAUUGGCCGUGGGAUGGUAAAAUCAACUUUGCUCUUCGAAAUGCUUCUGAGGUGGCGACUACAAUCAAACUAAGGAUCCCAGGUUGGGCGACAGACUGGAAGCUUUCGCCAAGCACGCCUGAAACUGUACUUGAGAAAGGAUAUCUGACCCUUUCUCCGGGUUGGCUCAAGAGACACAAUACGUUUGAACUUGAUAUUCCCCUCAAGCCACGGUUCAUUACACCUCAUCCAUACACGAAGCAAGACAUCGUAGCGCUUGCCAGAGGCCCACUCAUAUAUUGUCUCGAAGACUUUGACAACUCAUGGGUAGAAGACCAUUUCAAGAGCCUUGUCUUGGAUCCUGCUGGGAGUAUCACUGAGGAAGUAGCGUCUGACUCUGAACUUGGAGAGCCAUGCGUUACUUUGACUGCACAUAAUUCGGCAUCAUUCCUUAGAGUAGAGGAGUCUCUUGGUCCCCUCGUUCCCCUCGGUAAAGCGACUGUGAAGGAAAGGCCAGCUGUUCAACAACUAAAGUUUAUUCCUUACUGCCUUCGUGACAAUCGUGGGGGGAAGGGCCAUAUGAGAGUAGGUAUCCGCAGAAAACAUUAA